This is a messenger RNA of Telopea speciosissima, 2235 nucleotides long. Its product is annotated as CDPK-related kinase 3. The transcript is spliced from 11 exons. Gene Ontology annotation, molecular function: calcium/calmodulin-dependent protein kinase activity; calcium-dependent protein serine/threonine kinase activity; ATP binding. The record is from RefSeq and is a predicted model, not a curated record. The coding region runs from base 301 to 2094 and encodes 597 amino acids. Gene Ontology annotation, biological process: intracellular signal transduction; peptidyl-serine phosphorylation; protein autophosphorylation. Lineage: Eukaryota; Viridiplantae; Streptophyta; Magnoliopsida; Proteales; Proteaceae. Gene Ontology annotation, cellular component: cytoplasm; nucleus.
UCUCUGUCUCUUCACUUUGUAUGCUUGCGCAGUCUCAUUCUGUCUCGCCCUUCAGGCUACGCCAACUCUCACCUUCUCUUUUGGUUUCUUCUGUGACUUCGCUGUUUGUGUGUGUGUCUGUCUUCCUGUCUGACUCAAAUUCAUUUAUUCCCUCUCCAGUUUGGACGUUCUCUUCCUGUAGGUUUCUCUCUCUGUGUGUUUUUCCGUGCUGCCGAAAUCCUCAGAUCCGUACAGAGAAUCGAUUGAUUUGUAUGUCAGGACUUUGACCGAUCUUUCGAUUUCCGGACGUCGUAGCAAGCGAUGGGGCAGUGUUACGGCAAGAACAUUUCCGUCGUCGAAGAAGACGACAACAUCUCCCCCGCCGGUGAUCGUCCUCAGACGCCCUCCACUUCGACUGCCGGUAACGGCGCUGUCAGCGUGCCGGCGGUGAAGAACUCGUCUCAUUCCUCUUCCAACAGCCCCUGGCCCAGCCCUUACCCUCACGGCACUGGUACCAGCCCUCUUCCUCCGGGAAUCUCUCCUUCACCGGCGAGGUCCACUCCCCGCCGGUUCUUCCGCCGCCCCUUCCCUCCUCCUUCACCGGCAAAGCACAUCAAGGCCUCCCUUGUCAAACGGUUUGGACACCCUAAGCCUAAGGAGGGUCCGAUCCCUGAGGAUGGCGGCACUCAAGUUGAGCGCCCGCUCGACAAGAGCUUUGGGUAUUCUAAGAAUUUCGAGGCCAAGUACGAAUUGGGGAAGGAGGUUGGCCGUGGGCAUUUCGGUCAUACGUGCUCGGCCAAAGGCAAGAAAGGGGAGCUUAAAGGUCACCUUGUUGCCGUCAAGAUCAUCUCUAAAGCUAAGAUGACGACAGCAAUAUCAAUUGAAGAUGUUCGCAGAGAAGUGAAAAUUUUAAAAGCUUUAUCUGGGAACCAGAAUUUGGUAAAAUUUUAUGAUGCAUGCGAGGAUGCCAAUAAUGUCUACGUAGUCAUGGAAUUGUGUGAAGGUGGUGAACUGCUGGACAGAAUUUUAUCCAGAGGUGGAAGAUACACAGAGGAAGAUGCAAAAGUUAUUAUUGUCCAAAUUUUAAAUGUAGUUGCCUUUUGUCAUCUUCAAGGUGUUGUACACCGUGAUUUAAAACCAGAGAAUUUUCUCUUUACUACAAGAGAUGAAGAUGCUCUAAUGAAGCUUAUUGAUUUUGGUCUUUCUGACUUUAUUAGACCAGAUGAAAGACUCAAUGAUAUUGUCGGCAGUGCAUACUAUGUUGCACCUGAAGUCCUUCAUAGGUCAUAUACUAUGGAAGCAGAUAUUUGGAGUAUUGGUGUCAUAACAUAUAUCUUGUUAUGUGGAAGUAGACCUUUUUGGGCACGUACAGAAUCGGGGAUUUUUCGAGCUGUUUUAAGAGCUGAUCCUAACUUUGAUGAUUCACCUUGGCCUGUGGUAUCGCCAGAAGCCAAAGAUUUUGUUAAAAGGCUUCUGAACAAGGACCACAGGAAAAGAAUGACAGCAGCACAAGCUCUGACUCAUCCUUGGUUGCGAGAUAUAAACUGUCCUGUGCCUUUAGAUAUAUUGAUCUAUAAGUUAGUCAAGUCAUACCUUCGUGCCACUCCUUUUAAACGUGCAGCAUUAAAGGCUUUGUCAAAGGCGCUCACUGAGGAUGAACUCGUGUACCUGAGGACUCAGUACAGACUGUUGGAACCCCAUAAAGAUGGGCGUGUUUCUCAUGAGAACUUUAAAAUGGCUCUCAUCCGAAAUGCUACUGAUGCCAUGAAGGAAUCAAGGGUUCCCGACAUUUUAAGCACAAUGGAACAACUCUCUCAUCGAAAAAUGGACUUUGAAGAGUUCUGCGCUGCAGCAAUCAGCACAUAUCAACUGGAGGCUCUUGAAAAGUGGGAGCAGAUUGCGAGUACAGCUUUUGAAUAUUUUGAACAGGAGGGAAACAGAGUUACAUCAGUGGACGAAUUGGCACGGGAAAUGAAUCUGGGCUCCACGGCUUACUCGAUCCUUAAUGACUGGAUCAGAAGCUCUGAUGGCAAGCUCAGUUUUCUUGGGUACACCAAAUUUUUGCAUGGUGUGACAAUACGCAGCUCAAAUACAAGACAUCAGCCUUCCGCCUAGCUUGUGACAUAAUUGUUUCUAAGGUCUUGGCAUGGAAAGGUUUGCAAAUUCUUUCCCCCUCUUUUCUUGGGGUAGAAGUGUGUGUGUAAAUGAAUUUGUAGUUAAUUCAGAUGUGAGGCUCUCCGAGGCAAUUCAAAAUGA